CCUUUUUCGAAAGCGGCCAACUCUUCAAACCUUUAUGUGUGUGUAUAUAUAUUACAUACGUAUAUUUUUAUAUACUAGUAUUAAUUUAUUUAUACUUCGGCUUCUCCACCACAACUCCUGCUCCGCAACAAUGGGCGCGCCGCUUCCUCCCAAAGAGGCCAACCUCUUCAAAGCUGUGGUUAAAUCAUAUGAGACGAAACAAUAUAAGAAAGGGCUAAAAGCUGCAGAGGCCAUACUGAAGAAGUUUCCUAAUCAUGGAGAAACCCUGGCAAUGAAAGGAUUGACAUUAAAUUGUAUGGGUCGCAAAUCAGAAGCAUAUGACCUUGUUCGGAUGGGAUUGAAGAAUGACCUUAAGAGCCACGUUUGCUGGCAUGUUUAUGGUCUUUUAUACCGGUCAGACAGAGAAUACAGGGAAGCAAUAAAGUGCUAUAGAAAUGCACUUAGAAUCGAUCCUGACAACAUUGAGAUAUUACGGGACCUGUCUCUUUUGCAGGCACAAAUGCGUGACUUAACGGGCUUUGUUGAAACAAGACUACAACUGCUGACGUUGAAGCCAAAUCACCGUAUGAAUUGGAUUGGCUUUGCUGUUGCACAACAUUUAAACUCAAAUGGACCAAAAGCUGUUGAUAUCCUUGACGCGUAUGAAGGGACUCUAGAUGAUGAUUAUCCCCCAGGAAGUGAAUGCUGUGAGCAUGGGGAAAUGCUUUUAUAUAAGAUCUCUUUAUUAGAGGAGUGUGGAUCUUUUGAUAGAGCUCUUGAAGAAAUGCGCAAGAAAGAACCUAAAAUUGUUGAUAAGCUGGGAUACAAGGAGCAAGAGGGCCGCCUUCUUUUAAAGCUUUGCCAUUUUGAAGAAGGGGAAAGAUUGUAUAAGAUGUUACUAUCUAUGAACCCCGAUAAUUACAGAUACUAUGAGGGGUUACAAAGAUGUCUCGGACUUCACUCUCAAGAUGUUAACUAUUCUUCUGAUGAAAUUCAUCGCUUAGAAGCUCUUUAUGAAUCCCUCGCACAGCAAUAUCAUAGAUCAUCUGCAGUAAAGAGAAUUCCUCUUGAUUUUUUGAGAGGUGAGAAAUUUCCGGUAGCAGCAGGGAACUAUAUUAGACCUCUCCUUACUAAAGGUGUUCCUUCGUUGUUUUCUGAUCUUUCACCUCUUUAUGAUCACCCUGGAAAGGCAGAUAUUCUUGAGCAACUUGUUUUGAAGUUGGAGCAUUCGGUCAGGACAACUGGUACAUAUCCCGAGAGCAAGGAUAAAGAACCCCCUUCAACGCUCAUGUGGACGUUAUUUUACCUUGCUCAGCAUUAUGAUAGACGCAGUCUGUAUGAUCUCGCUCUUACAAAAAUUGACGAGGCCAUAAAACACACUCCAACUGUAAUUGAUUUAUACUUAGUCAAGAGCCGAAUAUUAAAGCACGCUGGUGACUUGGCAGCAGCAGCUGCAUUGGCUGAUGAAGCUAGGUGUAUGGAUCUUGCAGAUCGAUAUCUUAAUAGUAAAUGUGUGAAGCGUAUGUUGGAGGCUGAUCAGGUUGCAUUGGCUGAAAAGACAGCAGUAUUAUUCACAAAAGACGGCGAUCAGCACAAUAAUCUUUAUGAUAUGCAGUGCAUGUGGUAUGAACUAGCAUCUGGGGAAAGCUAUCUGCGGCAAGGUGACUUAGGGCGAGCUUUGAAGAAAUUUCUAGCUGUGGAAAAACAUUAUUUGGAUAUCACUGAAGACCAAUUUGAUUUUCAUUCCUAUUGCUUAAGGAAAAUGACACUUAGAACGUACGUGGAAAUGCUGAAGCUUCAAGAUCGGCUCCACUCAUAUGCUUAUUUUCGAAAAGCAGCUUCUGGUGCGAUAAGAUGCUACAUGAGGCUGUAUGAUUUUCCAUUGAAACCAACAACUGAAGAAGAUGAUGAAUUGUCAAAGCUUCCAUCAUCUCAGAAAAAGAAACUAAGGCAAAAACAGAGGAAAGCUGAAGCACGAGCUAAGAAAGAGGCAGUGGUGAAAAGUGAUGAAUCCAGUGCUACAUGUGUAUCGAAGUUAGGAAAGCGUCAGACGAAGGUAGUUGAUUCUGAUCCAAAUGGAGAACAAUUGUUGCAGGUAGAAGAUCCUCUGAUGGAAGCUACAAAAUAUUUAAAGCUUCUGCAAAAACAUUCCCCUGAUUCCUCUGAAACACAUUUGCUUUCUUUUGAAGUAAAUAUAAGGAAACAGAGAAUUUUGCUUGCUUUAAAGGCUGUAAAGCACCUAGUACGGUUAGAUGCUGACAGUCCUGAUUCACAUCGCUGCAUGAUAAAAUUCUUUCACAAGGCAGGAUCUUUGUCUGCUCCAGUUACUGAUGAUGAAAGGCUUGUACUAGAGAUUGUGAAAGCAGAGCGACUUACCUUUAGUCAGCUGGAGGGGAAGACUUUAAUUGAUGCAAACCAUGUAUUCCUUGAAACGCAUAAAGAUUCAUUGAUUCAUAGGGCUGCUGUAGCGGAGUUGCUGCAUAUCCUAGAGCCAAACAAGAAGACAGAUGCUGUUAAGUUAAUUGAAGAGUCUGCAAAUGGUGCAGUUUCAGUUAGAAAUGGAGUACAAGGGUCAUUAAUUAAUUGGAAGCUGAAAGAUUGCAUUGAUGUCCACAAAUGUCUAGACAUAACUCUGGAUGAACGUGAUGCUGCAUUGAGAUGGAAGGAACGCUGCACGGAGUUUUUCCCAUAUUCUACUUACUUUGGUGGCUCUCACAGCUCAGUGUCUAUUGGUUUAGCCCACCACCUGAUAAGACAAACUCCUGAAAAUGGCUUACCUUCUCAAAAUAGUGAUCUCGAAGCAGGCUACAUUUCAUCUAAUGGGAGAUUACAGAACCACGAUGGAUUCAAGGAUCUUGUCACCUGAUCUAUAUAAUUAGAGAUAUAAAGGUAAAGGGGCCUCAAACUACGAAAUCCAUUUUUGCUGCAGUUUUUCACCCCGUUACUGUUUUUUACUGUCUCUGUCAUCCAACAUGUCGAGAGACUAGUUACAUUAUCUAGCUAAUUAUUGUGGAGAACAGUAGCAUUUCGGCACUACCCAUCCACCUCAAAGUAUUGAAAGCUUCUUUCUCUAGAGUUAUACGAGCAGAUGCCCGGAGUUUGUGGGCAAAGCUCAUAGCCAUCCAUCCAUGCGUCUUUAAGAGCAUGUAUUUUUCUUCUAUAUCUAGUUGUGCAUUAUUUGGUAUGCAAGACAUUUUUCACUUCGGAAUUCUUUCAUUAUAUAUGUAUGAAAAAGUUUGAG
Messenger RNA from Cuscuta europaea, 3220 nucleotides. Lineage: Eukaryota; Viridiplantae; Streptophyta; Magnoliopsida; Solanales; Convolvulaceae. The record is from the annotation of a GenBank genome assembly.